CUCAAAUGGCAAAAUGAGAUAGCAACCUUCAGUUUUUUUUCCCCUAUAUAAACACAAACAGCCCUGAAAUAUCUCAUAUCCUUUUGAAAAAUUCUUCAUCUCCUGCCAAUGCCCUACCAAAAAUCAAGGAUCCCUUUUGCAUCCUCUCUUCUCCUUCUUCUUUCCCACUGAUCAUUUCCUUCACCAUUUCCUCAAGAUUCAGAAAAUUUUCAAUACACAAAAAAAAUGGCAAAUUCAGCAUCCGGAAUUGCUGUGAAUGAUGAAUGCAAGCUGAAAUUCUUGGAGCUGAAAGCAAAAAGGAACUUCAGGUACAUAGUGUUCAAAAUCGAUGACACCGUCCAAGAAGUGAUGGUGGAAAAGGCGGGGAACCAUGGGGAGAAUUAUGAGGAUUUCACCAAUAGCUUGCCUGCUAACGAGUGUCGAUAUGCUGUGUUCGACUAUGACUUUACCACUGAUGAGAACUGCCAUAAAAGCAAGAUUUUUUUCAUUGCCUGGUCACCAGACACUGCAAGGGUGAGGACCAAGAUGUUGUAUGCGAGUUCAAAAGACAGAUUCAAGAGAGAGUUAGACGGAAUCCAGGUUGAGUUACAAGCAACUGAUCCCAGUGAGAUGAGCUUGGACAUCUUCAAAGAAAGAGCUUACUGAAGUUUGUUUUUCCAUAUUCAGCUAUUCACUACUUCUUUUCUGUUCUUGAUCUUCCUUUUGUUUUCUGCUCUUCCCAUGUCAACUGGGGCUGAUUAUUGGGAAUUCAUUAAAGUAUUCGAGCAAUUGAACUAUCUUUAUUCCUAUUAUAUUUGAAAUGUUAUAUUCAUGUAUUCGGUACA
Molecule: messenger RNA, 824 nt
Organism: Sesamum indicum (sesame)
Lineage: Eukaryota; Viridiplantae; Streptophyta; Magnoliopsida; Lamiales; Pedaliaceae
Product: actin-depolymerizing factor 10
Biological process (GO): actin filament depolymerization
Cellular component (GO): actin cytoskeleton
Molecular function (GO): actin binding
Source: RefSeq, a predicted model, not a curated record